AUGGAAGAGGUUGGCCUUGAGCGGGUCUUGGGCUACCUCGAACAACAAGAAAUGACGGUUGAGAUGCUGAUCACUGACAGGCAUACUGGGAUUAAAGCACUCAUGAAGAGCAUCAAGAAGAAAAUUGCUGCAGCAGCACAAACAAAGGCACACCAAGUACUAGGCCUGUGGUGUGAGAGCAUCAUAAGGCACUUGUACUGGUGUGCAAAAACAAGUUCCGACAAUGGAGAGGAGCUACUGGCCAAGUGGACUUCUGCCAUGCGUCAUGUCAUCAACGUCCACACGCACCCCAAUGCAUUGCACCCAAGAUGCUUUCAUGAUGACCCCGGAGAAAGGCUGUGGCUUCUCGAAGGCACAGAACCAUUCAUGAAGCUUCACAGCAUUCUCAUGCCAAAGUACCUGUUAGUUGACAUCCCGAAGCUGUCUCCACGCGACCAGACCUAUGGACUUGAAGCCUACCAUAGCCUCCUCAUCCAUUUUGCACCAAAGUCGCACAGCUACACAUAUGAAGGCAUGCUGGCAAGGACCCAGAUUGCUGCACUGCACUAUAACUUCAACAGUGCCAGGAUAGUGCUAAAAAAUGACGACGGAACUGACAAGUAUGUCCUGAAAGGGUCUAAACCAAAGAAACAGUGGGUUGUCAUUCCACUGAAGGAAAAUGUGUCAUAUGGCUACGUGGACAAGCUAUUCACGGAGCUCUUCAGAUGUUUGAGCAAGUGGCCAACAUAUGAAAGUGCCGAGAGGGCAAAUCCACGUGUGCAGCGGCCAACACUGUGCAGCUCCUAUGGAGAGAAGCCAAGCAUCGAAGAAGUUAGGCAGAAUCAUUGGAGUCGAUUCCAAAGAUAGAUACACCCGUAUGCAAGGUAGGCCGCUGGUGCAAUCACUGGUUGCUUGUAAUGCGAUUCGAUAUGACCAUGCAUUAUCACAGUUGAAGGGAGACUGCACACAGAGAAGAAUGAAAGGAAUGCCCUUGUAGCUGAUGCUUUGGAUGUGUACCACACUUCACACAAAAGGUAAAGGUGCCUCU
This is a messenger RNA of Ornithodoros turicata, 1027 nucleotides long. RefSeq lists its product as uncharacterized. The coding region runs from base 1 to 846 and encodes 281 amino acids. The transcript is spliced from 5 exons. NCBI's taxonomy places the organism in Eukaryota, Metazoa, Arthropoda, Arachnida, Ixodida, Argasidae. The record is from RefSeq and is a predicted model, not a curated record.